AAUCUACACCCCUAUCGUCUAAAACACAUAUCUUUUCUAUCACCUACAUCGGGUAAACCUCGUAUACAGCAAGGUUUUGGUGUCGGCAAGCCGACAAUAAAACUCUAGUAAAUGCUCAACCCUAAGGAUCGCCCGCAUAAAUUUUCCUAAACGUGCGGGGUAGAAAAGGAAAUGAAAGUGGAAAAGAUCAUCGAAAAUAGUUUGCCGUGCCCUGUUGAUAUCCGCUGCUUGAUAUACGUCAAGGUCCACCACGGUUCGUCCUUUGUUAUACCGAGAAGUAGGAGUAGACAUCAACACAUUCUUGGCACGCCGAAAAUAUAAACUCACCAUGAAGGAAGCAUAUCGAAAUCCCAAGUCCUACAGCUCCAAGGCUUUUCAUCCUCAGUCUUGGUUCAAAAUUUCAUUUGAUUUUGAAUACUUUCCCUUCAAUUCAUGGUAUGAAUUUCCACUAUGGUUUUCUCAUCCAAUUCUAUCAGUCUUCUUGGCUUGUUUGUGGUAUCAACUGCAGCUGUACCAUACGAAGAAUACAUUCUCACGCCAAAUACCCGAACACUUGUACCUGUGUCAGUAUACAAUGUCAACGGUUCAGUCACCAGCCCAGAAGCAUUGACAGGAACCGGGUGCUCAAGCUCGGCGACAUUUGCCUCUUCUUCUGCUGUUACUUAUGACUUCAAAAAGAACAUCGCCGGUAUCGUCUCGUUCAACGUUGAUUCUAUCAAUGGAGACGGGGAUCAAUUUAUCGGAAUUAGCUUUACUGAAAGCUCAAUGUGGAUUAACGAGAAUGGAUGUGAUGCCACAGCUGAUGCAGGAAUUGAUGAAGCUUUAUGGUUUUCAGUCACAAGUGGCGGCUUUUAUAAAGCCGAAACAAAGCACCAACGAGGUGGAUUCAGGUAUUUAAAUGUCUAUCACAAUACCUCCGGCUUUGUUGAAGUCUCAAACUUGACUAUACAAUACACGGCUUUACCUCAUAAAGCAGAGAACGAACUCAGAUCUUACACAGGCUACUUCCAUAGCAAUGACGACCAGGUUAAUCGAGUAUGGUAUGCCGGAGCUUACACUAAUGAUAUGUGUACUGUCGAUCCUACAGCGGGCGAUUCAUUAGUCCAUCUAGGCGAGAUCAACUCAGGUAGUACUAUCACUGAGCCCGUAACAUGGUGGAAUAAUUACACUAUUGCCAGUAUGUGCCCCACUCCGUGCCAUGAGGAAAGACUAACAAGUGGUUAUCAGAUGGUACCAGUGUCCUUACAGAUGGGGCCAAGAGAGAUCGUCUCGUAUGGCCUGGAGACAUAGCAAUUUCUGGGCCUUCAGUCUUCGUCUCAACUAAUGACAUGAUAACCAUUAAGAAUUCUCUCGACUCAUUGCUAGUACUCCAAAACUCAUCAGGGGCACUACCAUACGCCGGCAUCCCCUUCACUAAAAUUGUGAACACCUGGAGCUUUACCUAUCAUCUUCAUUCACUGAUCGAUAUCCACGAUUACUAUCUGUUUACCGGUGAUGUUGACUAUUUACAAGAACAUUGGGGACAAUUCAAGUUGGGAAUGAAUUACUCCCUGAGCUUCAUCGAUGAGACAAAGAUGGCCAAUGUUCCCGUAGGCAAUCCUGAUUGGUUACGAAUCGGUAUGGGUGGACAUAAUAUCGAGGCGAACUCUAUUCUUUACUACACUCUCAAUCUAGGCAGGAAGCUUUCAAAGGUUCUUAAUGACUCGACUGCUACUUCAUCAUGGCCAAGUUACGCAGCUGGCAUCAAGUCAGCCGCGAACGCCAAUCUUUGGGACAAUACAGCCAAUCUCUUUCGGGACAAUGAUACCCUUCCCCUAACAACACUCCACCCACAAGAUGGAAAUGCAUGGGCCAUCUUCUCUGGCUUAGUAGAUUCGCCAUCCCGCGCACUUCUGGUCUCCGACUCUUUGGCCGCUCGCUGGAAUAAAUAUGGUGCUCUGGCUCCUGAAGGUGGCGGUAACGUUGUUUCUCCCUUCGUCAGCAGUUUCGAAAUCCAAGCGCAUUAUCUAGCCGGUCGAGCCGAUCGCGCCGUCCAAAUGAUUAAAUUCAUGUGGGGAGAUUUCAUGCUGGAUGAUCCACGCAUGACAAAUAGCACUUUCAUUGAAGGAUAUUCAGCAGAUGGUAGUCUACACUAUGCGCCAUAUACCAAUGAUGCGAGAGUAUCGCAUGCUCAUGGCUGGAGUACGGGUCCUACAUCUGCACUUACGUUCCAUGGAGCAGGAUUGAUGGUUACCGGCGGUGCUGGAAAGACUUGGAGUGUGGCGCCAAAUCUAGGAGGCUUAACAGAUGUGGAGGCAGGGUUUCAGACAUCUCUUGGUAGCUAUGCGGUUAAGGCGAGAGGCACGUCAGGAAAAUUGACAAGUAUUGAAAUUACCACUCCAGUGGGUACAAUGGGUACAAUAAGUGUGCCAUACACCAAUCAGACCGCAACAAUGAGUUUGCAAAGAAGGGAUGGGAGCUCUGUUGCUACAACAUACCAUAUUGCGGCGGGUAAUGCGACAAACGCGAAAUAUGCAGUUGAAGGUGUGGCUGGAGGAAACUGGACUGUAACGAUAACUUAACAUUCAAACGUCCAUCCAGUCUUUCUAUUCACUCACCACUAUACUUCAAAAUGGCAAAAAACCGUCCACAGGGAAACCCCUUUUGAUAUGAGAGUUUAUUUGCAGCUGUACCUUACGAUAUGGGAAGUUGACCGUCGAUAUCAAACACCUUACGCACCCAAGGGUGGUUACAGUGUAGCGGUCGAUGAGAUGUUUGACGAAGGUUAUGAGGUUGUUUGUAUGUAUAUAUAGAGUUAGGCGAGGAGGAGGCACAAUGUUUGGGUAGUGAUGGUUCCACUUGAAGAGUUUUUUAUUCAUUGCUUAACUUGCUUCUAUGCCGUCGAGCUUGAGCUUUAGCUUCAGGGCGGUAUUAUUAUUGUAUUAGAUAAAUUUGAAUAUAGCCAUAUCUACUCCAAGUUCUCCAGAAUUCAAUCCAAUGUU
This is a messenger RNA of Sclerotinia trifoliorum, 2981 nucleotides long. NCBI's taxonomy places the organism in Eukaryota, Fungi, Ascomycota, Leotiomycetes, Helotiales, Sclerotiniaceae. The record is from the annotation of a GenBank genome assembly.